Hydractinia symbiolongicarpus is the source of this 2136-nucleotide messenger RNA. RefSeq names its product cyclic GMP-AMP synthase-like. The coding region runs from base 166 to 1416 and encodes 416 amino acids. The record is from RefSeq and is a predicted model, not a curated record. Lineage: Eukaryota; Metazoa; Cnidaria; Hydrozoa; Anthoathecata; Hydractiniidae. The transcript has 5 exons.
CACGUUCUGAAAUCAGAUUGGAAUUUCAUAUUUCCCUCUAACUAAACACAAGAAUAGGGUAAAAGUACAUGACCAUGACUGAUAUAAAAGAAAUGCGAGAAAAAGUAUGGAUAUUCUGGAGUGAAGACAAAGUCUUGAAGCUUUCAGCUCAUAAUCUCCGCUAUAAUGAAGAAGUGUGUAUAUUGCGAAAAGAUCUUCCCAACUGUUCUUGAUUUACUCUAUCACGAAGAGGAUGAUCAUGAAAAAAUCAUAUCUCGAACUUGUGAGGUGUGUGGCAAAAAGUGUCCCACCCGGUCAGCCUACUUGCGCCAUCGGCAAAUAAAUCACCAAACAAGCAAUCUUGAAAGUUUUUUAAAGGAACGUUAUGAAAACAUAUCUGUUGAGCCAUCUUCACGUAAGGUAGCUCGUGUCGAAAUACAGAAAGUCUUAGAUGCACUCCGUGAAACCUUUGGUUGUGGUAUCUUCUUAAAACAGUUUAGAAAAUCGGGUAGUUAUUCAACCGACACAAAGGUACUACAUGCGGACGAAUUUGACUUUGAUGUUCCUUUGAGGUUCUCUUUGGAGGAGUUGCACUUAAAUCGUGAAGGUGACAAAGUGUAUUAUCACUUUCAUCAGAAACAGAGGACUUUGAAUUUAAAUGUGCCGAUGUAUGUAUAUAGAACAAGAGGCUGGUUCACCGUUCCUCAGGGUUAUGUCGAAAUAAGAACUGCUUAUCGCGACCCUGUUGUAUCAAGGUUGAUUCAACAAGAGUUAUACAAUGUUCUUUUGAAGGCUAAAGAAAUGUUAAAAGAUUGUGCAAUGGAUAUACGCUGUGAAGCAAAGGGUCCAGCGUUGACAUUAACAAUCAAGAAAGAAGGUUUGCCAAACAUUAGUGUUGAUCUGUGUGCAUCCAUUGCAACAAACCAAAUCACACUUGCUGAUUAUAAUUGGCCCAGACCACAAACGAGAAAGAUUUUGUCAAAACGUUUAAUUAAUUCUAUCUUUGAUGCUGGCUUGCAUCUUAUACCAAAACAUUUGAAAUUUUGGUAUGUUUCGGAAUCGCGAGCUGGCCAAGCUCUUAUGAAUGGAAUUGACAACGAUAAAGGAUGCAGGAAAAAAUGUCAUAAGUUAUUAAAAGCAGAUUUUCAGACUUGGUUAGGUAGAUCUGGAAAUAAUUUACCAGGGAUUUCAACUAUGAUAUUUAAGCACCAGCUCUUCUGGUUAAACGAAGAAAAGCAAUUGGAUUGGAGCCAAGAAAAUUUGGCCGACAGAUAUCUUGACAUGCUCGAUGACUUAGCGGUACGAUUAAGGAGUGGAGUUCUUUAUAAUUAUUUUUUUGAUUAUCAAAACAUUCUCGAAGAUAAGGAUCAGCAGAUUUUAAACCAAGUUGCCAAUCACGCAGAAGCGAGAAGACAAGAACUUGAGGCAAAGGGAUAAUUUCGUCAAGCUGAAUGACGAUGAAUGUAACAUUUGAGAUAAAAUAAUCCAAUUUUUGCAAAUCAAGAAAACGAAGGAAAUAAUAACAAAGUUCAAGUUUGAAGAUAAAAAAGUUUCAUCUUUAUAUUUUCUUCAUUACGAAACUUACAGUGUAUUGUAAAAGUGACACAUGAGGAAAACAUAUGAAGUGUUUUAAGUGUUAUCCAGUGACAUAAAUGAAUAUGACUUUUAAUUUACAUGUUAAUGGUGCAAUUUUUAUCUUCAGCUUUAGAGGUCUGAAACUUUACAUGCUAAAAAGAGACUUUCUGAAUACGAAGAAGUACUGAAAUGUUUCUUUAAAAUUCAAAAGGAAGAAGACAGAGAGAAAGAAGAACAGUUUAGUAACAUUUUGAAGAACUUGCGGAGUAUCAUUUCAGCUGAUUGAUGUAUUUAUAUUUCAAAGAUACAUAACAUUUUUUUAAACGAAUUCUCUGCUAAUACAAAUUUCGUUUGUUUAUAUGCCCAUUUGGAAUUAUAAAAUGAAAAUUUUUUUUUGAGUUAAAUCGCGAGGACCUUAGAACAAAAAAAAAACAGUUGUUCUUCCUGGAGACGUUAUAAUUUGCAAUAGAAAGCAAGAAUAUACUUUUUAUUUGUCUUAUUUCACGUGUGUACAUAUUUUAUAAUUGUAGUUUUAUUAGAAUAUCAGUAAGGGAAGAUAAAAGAAGAAAAUAACGAAAUCGA